AUGCCUACCGCCAUGGACAAAGCCCUGCAGUCGCGAAACCUAUUUUUUGGUUUCACGGGUUUAGUGGUGGGAGCGAGUCUCUGGAAUAUGUGGAAUGGAGAGAUGUUUCCUGCCGAGAAGGACGCAACUGGUGAUCCGGAGACUUGGACCGAGACGGAAUUGAGGCGAUGGUUGAAGGCGGCCAAGAAGCCAUUCUAUGUGACCACUCCGAUCUUCUACGUCAACUCGUCUCCUCAUGUUGGCCACUUGUAUUCUAUGAUCUUGGCCGAUAUCUUCAAGAGAUGGCAGCUUCUCAAACGUCGACCAGCACAGCUUCUCACAGGCACGGAUGAACACGGCGUCAAGGUGCAGCGAGCAGCUCAGGAGGCCGGCUCCGAAACACUAGCGUUUUGUACCAAGCACGCAGAGCAAUUCAAGCUGCUUGCAGACACGGCCAACAUCUCAUACGAUCGUUUUAUGCGAACCACCGAUAGCGAUCACAAGGAUGCAGUCACAUAUUUCUGGCAAGAGCUGGACCGUCAAGGCUACAUCUACCAGGCUAAGCACGAAGGAUGGUACUGUGUCAGUGAUGAGACCUUCUAUCCCGAAAACCAGGUGCAUGCCAUUCUCGUGCCUGCUACUGGCGAGAAGAUUAUGGCUUCGAAGGAAACAGGCAAAGAAGUGACAUGGACCUCCGAGACAAACUAUCACUUCCGCCUCUCAGAUUUCCGAGAACGACUUCUGAAGCAUUAUACCGACAAUCCUGACUUCAUCGUCCCUCGCGAGAGGAUGAACUUCAUCAUCAAUGAGGUUGAGGGCUUGAAAGAUUUGUCUAUAUCACGACCCAAGGAGAGGCUGUCAUGGGGCAUUCCAGUCCCAGGCGACCCCGAUCAGACCAUGUAUGUCUGGUUUGACGCCCUCAUCAAUUACAUCACACACGCUGGUACCCAAUUAACCAUGAAAGCGGUUGUUGGCCGCCAGAAGUACAGGUAA
This is a messenger RNA of Cyphellophora attinorum, 972 nucleotides long. Its product is annotated as putative methionine--tRNA ligase, mitochondrial. Lineage: Eukaryota; Fungi; Ascomycota; Eurotiomycetes; Chaetothyriales; Cyphellophoraceae. The transcript is spliced from 4 exons. The record is from RefSeq and is a predicted model, not a curated record. Gene Ontology annotation, biological process: methionyl-tRNA aminoacylation. The coding region runs from base 1 to 972 and encodes 323 amino acids. Gene Ontology annotation, molecular function: methionine-tRNA ligase activity; ATP binding.